CAGUUACCGAAUCCCCCGGACGUCGAACUCGCGGCUCUCCGAUCUCUGCUGGAAUCGUUCUGAACAAACAACACCACUCAUCACGAUGCCCAAUCCACUGUGGUUCAUCUUCUGGCUGCUGGUCUUCUGGUUCGUCUCCUUCUUCGUGGCCUUCUUCUGCGCCUUCUUCUACAUCUGGGUGUAUGCCUUCGCCUCCUGCAUUCCCGCCCUGACGGGCAUAUCGGAAAUUCUGCUGCAGGGCGUCCAGUUUCCGUUCUACUGCGGCAAGGCCAUGUUGGAGGGCAAACAGGCUUUCUAAGGGACAUCCCGCUGGCGUUUCCGUACUCUAAGUGCCUUACUGAUAACUCUCUUGUUUUCAAUCAUUUUUACAAUAAAGUUUAAUUAACUAAUAUUUAUAAAUA
Molecule: messenger RNA, 401 nt
Organism: Drosophila kikkawai
Lineage: Eukaryota; Metazoa; Arthropoda; Insecta; Diptera; Drosophilidae
Source: RefSeq, a predicted model, not a curated record